Molecule: messenger RNA, 1089 nt
Organism: Thermochaetoides thermophila DSM 1495
Lineage: Eukaryota; Fungi; Ascomycota; Sordariomycetes; Sordariales; Chaetomiaceae
Exons: 5
Coding region: 1-1089 (362 amino acids)
Molecular function (GO): protein binding
Source: RefSeq, a predicted model, not a curated record
AUGCAACUAAGAGUAAAAGAUGUCCAAGCUCCUCAGUUCACUUAUUUGUAUAAUUUGUUGCCUUACUGCGAAAACGACACAAACUACUGUGUCUUCACGAAUGCCAACUUUCCGGGGCCAAACAGAGGAGUCAGUAUCAUCGACGAGCAGCCAACCCCCGGUGAGGACCGUUCAAGUUCCCCGGCCCUUAAGACAAUCUCCAGCCUGCUCUCGUUCCCUCUUCCAUCAGUGAUCCCCAAGGCAAGACAGGAUUCGCCACCCUAUGAAGUCCGCGAUAUCCCCGGCAAGGGUAAAGGUCUCAUAGCAACGCGGAAGAUCCCCAGAGGGAAAGUCUUUAUGGUUGACUAUGCUUCCCUCAUCAUUGACAUACAGCUCCCUAACAAAGUAAAACGAGAUCAGGGGAGGAGGUUGCUAAAGGAAGCUAUUGAGAGGUUACCGUCUGCCGACCUGAUACUCAAUCUUGCGAGAAGUAGCCCUGAUCUACAAAAUGUACCUGUCUGGGAGGAUGUGGUCAAGACAAACUCGUUUAGUAUAGAGAUUGGAGGUAGGGGGUAUAUGGCUCUAUUUCCUAAGAUCGCGAGGAUCAACCAUGCCUGCAAGCCAAGCGCCCUGACCAACUUUAAUUCUACCGACCUCUCCAACAAAGUCACCGCCUUCCACGACAUCCUCCCCGGUGAUGAGAUUACUAUCAGCUACACCCCCUUCGCCCUCCCCACCCUCACUCGCCGCGCACUCCUCCUCCAAACAUGGGGCUUCACCUGCAUCUGCCCCCUCUGCACUCUCCCCCCUUCCCAACUCGCCUUAUCUGACACCCGCCGCAAAAAGAUCCUCUCCCUAGGCGAGGAAGUUGUGCAAAUACUCUCCAAGAGUACAGAUAAGAACAUGAUGAGAAAGGCAGCUAAGAUGUACGAGGAGGUUGUGCAGGCUAUCAAGGAGGAGGGGUUGAUGCCGCAUAUGGGGGAGCAUUAUGAAAUCUUGGGGGGUUUGUUGGUCGGCGCAGGGGAGGUUAAGAGAGGAAAUGAGAUGAUCAGGCUGGCGAGGGAGGAGAGGAGGAAGUGGGAGGAAGGGAGAGGGGUUGGUGGUGAGUGA